Rattus rattus (black rat) is the source of this 1137-nucleotide messenger RNA. Its product is annotated as aflatoxin B1 aldehyde reductase member 3. Lineage: Eukaryota; Metazoa; Chordata; Mammalia; Rodentia; Muridae. Gene Ontology annotation, molecular function: oxidoreductase activity. Bases 56 to 1039 code for a protein of 327 amino acids. The record is from RefSeq and is a predicted model, not a curated record. The transcript has 7 exons.
GGGAUCCAACAUCCUCUCUUACCCUCCAUCUUCUGCCACCUCUACCACGGUCACCAUGUCGCAAGCCCUGCCUGCCACUGUGCUGGGUGCCAUGGAGAUGGGUCGCCGCAUGGAUGUGACCUCCAGCUCCGCGUCGGUGCGCGCCUUCCUGCAGCGCGGCCACACGGAGAUAGACACCGCCUUCGUGUAUGCGAACGGUCAGUCUGAGACCAUCCUAGGAGACCUGGGGCUCGGACUGGGCCGCAGCGGCUGCAAAGUCAAAAUUGCCACCAAGGCUGCCCCAAUGUUUGGGAAGACACUGAAGCCGGCCGAUGUUCGGUUCCAACUGGAGACGUCACUGAAGAGGCUGCAGUGUCCCCGGGUGGACCUCUUCUAUUUACACUUACCAGACCACGGCACUCCUAUAGAGGAGACCCUGCAGGCCUGCCACCAGCUGCAUCAGGAGGGCAAGUUUGUGGAGCUUGGUCUGUCCAACUAUGCCUCCUGGGAAGUGGCUGAGAUUUGUACCCUCUGCAAGAAAAAUGGCUGGAUCAUGCCAACUGUGUACCAGGGCAUGUACAACGCCACCACCAGGCAGGUGGAGACUGAGCUCCUCCCCUGCCUCAGACACUUCGGAUUAAGGUUCUACGCCUUCAACCCUUUGGCUGGGGGCCUGCUGACUGGCAGAUAUAAAUACCAGGAUAAGGAUGGGAAGAAUCCUGAGAGUCGUUUCUUUGGGAAUCCAUAUUCUCAAAUAUACAUGGACCGCUACUGGAAGGAGGAACACUUCAAUGGCAUCGCCUUGGUGGAGAAGGCUCUGAAGACUACCUAUGGCCCCACUGCCCCCAGUAUGAUCUCAGCUGCCCUACGGUGGAUGUACCAUCACUCACAGCUCAAGGGCACCCAUGGGGAUGCAGUCAUUCUGGGCAUGUCCAGUCUGGAACAACUGGAGCAGAACUUGGCCUUGGUCGAGGAAGGGCCUCUGGAGCCAGCUGUUGUGGAUGCCUUUGACCAAGCCUGGAACCUAGUUGCCCACGAGUGUCCCAACUACUUCCGCUAAGAUACAUCUGCCUUGGGGAGGCGCAGCUUACUGCCUGCCCCGCCUUGUCCUGGGCUCCAUCUGAUCUGGUUCUUUCCUCUUUAGACAGGUCACUGUCU